GGGUCGAGAGUGACAUACAAGAUGGCGCGUGAACGCGCCAGCUCUGGUCUGCCUAUGAUGGAUGAUAGCUUAUUCGUAGGGCCGAGAAUUCCAGAUGAGAUAAAACGAAUGAUACCUCAUUUAACUUCAAUCGAUAAAGCUUUAUUCAGGAAGAUUUUGCAAGGUAGGAGAGAUCAGAAAUAUCGAUACACAUUCGGAGAUCGCCCAGUCAAACCGAUAACGUUUGGACUCAGUGUUUGGCAAGGAAUGAACUUUGUGCUACUUUGACACAAGUACACUUUAACUGUCUUAUAAAAUUAUGAAUCUCCGCUGUAGUAGGUUUCACUGAUUUCCAAAAUUACAUGUAACUGUAGGCCUUUAGCCAAUGAGAAGACAGGUAGUGAGUAUCAUGCAUAAAAAGGCCCUUGUCACAAUCAUUGCCUUUUUAUUGAGCCUCCCCGCCUUAAUUUAUUAAACAUUUUUCAUCAUUGUAGCCAUAAGAGCCUAGACAAAAUGAAGAAGUCACUGUUGUCAGUAGAGCCAAAAUCAAAAUUAUCAUAAUAUUGUCAUUUUUUGCUCUCCACCACAUACUGGAGUUGCAAGCAGACGUGGAAGAAUAAAACAAUCAAAAUGCUUGUUUCCAUGCAUUGCAACAAACUGCAGUGACAAAUUCAGAAGUAGAGUCAGAAGAUAUUUCCUUUCAUUUUCCUCUUUUCAGUUAUUAUCUCAGUUUUUGAGGGAAAGGUUCCUGAUAAUGGAUUGCUUCAAGAGCUCCAGUCGGAUGCAGUAACUGAGGAAACACUGUCUUGUUUGUAUGCUGGACUGUACUGUCUCUUGCGUAGUGCACUGCGCCUUCCUCAAACUUCUCUUAAACCAGACCGUUUCAAGUCAGACCUCACAGAGCUCAAGUAAGCAUAUUAUUGUGAAUGGUGGUUAUGGGAGUUAGAAGUGGGGUGGGUGAAGUUGGGUUUUGCAUGUCAAUUUUCAAUUUGACAGUUUUUAGAGAAAAUAAAAUAAUUAUCAAAUUAUUGAUGCUAUGACAGAUUUUUCAUAUGCAGGUGCACGCAUGAAUAUUAGUGGACCUAAAUUGACACUGAUUUUUGUCUUUGGAAUAUUCACGUUGAGUGGACACUCUUGUACAGAGUUUGAAAAUAUAUAAGCCCCUAGCAAGUUAUUCCUGCUCUCGUGAUAAAAGGUCUGAGAAGUGGUUUCAGGAUUCUAAUAUUUAGGAGAGAUUUCAGUCACUCCCAAAAUUAUCAGAACUGAGAAACAUUUUGUCAGAUGUGCCUUGAUGUCAGUAUCAAUUAUCAUUUCCAUUAUUUCAUCCAGAGUUUUCCAGUUUAAUAUUCCUUGAAUUUGCCAUUCUAACAGGAUUCUUUUUGUCAUAUUAUUGUUGUCCUUUGCAGAGUCCCUGGAGAACUAAUUCCUGAUUUAUCAAGCAUUGUGUUUGGAGAAAAGCAAGUAUUUCUGUUCAUAAAAUUGUGAGAACUGUUGGCUGCGUUUUGCUGUUUUUCACUAAUAAUCAAGACAGUGAAUGUUUAUUUUAUUCAUUCACUUUUUUCAAGUGCUCAAUGUUUUUUUGGAGCAGCCUUUGAGGGAUUGUAAAUUAACAUUUAAAUAAAAAACUGAGAGCAUGAAGGUUUCUUUGACUGGGAAUUGGUGUCACCUGGGCUUGGAUGAGGAUGCAUGGCCCUUUCAGUUGAAACAAAAAAUGACUCAAGAGUUUAAAAUAAUUAUGAUAUGUUUAAAUGUAAUGGAGUCAAUUUCCAUGAGCACUUUUUUUCUGGGGUAAUAACAGCAUUGUAAAAUGGUUGCCGGCAAAAGAGAGCUUGUUCCGAAGAGAGUUGUGAUGGUGUUCAUUGUCAUCCUUUGCCUCUACAGAAGAUCAGCAUUUGAUGCUGCUGCCCUCAAAAAUAGAAACCAUCUUCCAAGCUUAGAUUCACUCAGGUGGAGAGUUGAUGUAGCUAUAUCCACUAGGUGAGCAUUAGCAUAACAAUAUUCAUCAAAUACAUUUGUGUCCACUUAGCACUAUUAUUAUUAAUAUUAUUAAUUCUUUCACAUUGCUUAUCAACCAAUUUAAAUAAUGAUAAACUUUUCCAGGCCUAGUAAACCUAACCAGUUCUUUUAAAAAAUAUAUAUCCUUACUUUAAUAUUGUAACUCCCCUUUGGGCUUUUCAGUCGCUAUUUUACAUGAACAACUAAAAAUUAAGUAUAAUGCAUUUCACACUAAAAUUACUGUUGAGAAAGAAAAUGGUCCUUCAUUAAGUUUUUAAAAGCUCUGACUGAGGAUUAGGCUUUCAAUUUAAUUGUCAUCUAAGUUGUUCCAGAUGUUAACAGCUCUAUAAAUAAAUGUUCGCUGACCAGUAGCUGUUUUAAACUUCAGUAGUAUUUUGAGGGUAUCAUGCUUACUAAGCUAUGGAUGGUUGAACGUUCGCAGAAUUUGUCACAUAAUUAAGUAGGAACGAGGUUGUUUAAACACUCUUCUGCCAUAACUGAGCCUCUCAGAUAUAAAAGCUCUUUGACAGGUAGCCAGUUGAACUCGCACGAAAGUGGAGCACUUGACAUGAUCAUAAUUAUUUCCUGGAAUUCGUAACCAUUUUUCUUAGGUAAUAGUAACUUUGUGGGCGAGGUCAUUUGUCCUGAUCUUCUGCUCCACUUGCAGCCGUCAUAAUAUAUAUAGAUCUUGUUAUUUGGGUUAUAAGUAAUGCAUUAUAUAAAGGAAAGAAAAACCUCAGGCUUUGCUUGCUAGCCAUCAUGACUGAGGGACUUAACUUGUAUUGUUUUUUUGUUUUUUAGUUCCCUCAGUAGAGUACUUGAACCUUCGGUUUUAAUGGAAAUGAAACUGAGUGAUGGAAAAAUCCACACAUUUGAGGUAAGGCAUUGACUUGGUGAGAUUAACAUGUCAGUUGGAGGAAAAGCCUUGGUGAACUCAAGCUGUGGCUUUUCUUGUAAUCUUCAAUAUUCCAGCAAAUUCAAAAACUACCAGUCUUACAACCAGGAUUUAAGUCAACAAUGUACUUGAGUGCUUAUCAUUCUCUGGGGACCAAUGCAAAGUGAAGAGAUGAGUGAAAAAAAAGGGGUUUUAGCCUCUCUAGCCAUGUCACUAUACCAGCAGAGUAGACUGUCUGACCUCUUCUUCCGGGUUGCCACCGUUCAGGCAUCUGGGACAAACUAACUGCCAAGGGAAAAUUCAAGCAUUUUUCGUGGAUGUAGAAAAAUGAAAAGCUAAGCAGGGUUAUUUAAAGUGUAUUGGUCAAGCAGCCUGGCUUUUUUCUUGACCAUGCCUUUGAAAUUGCUCCGCCUUCUUGUUUUCCACAUGGUUCAUACAAACUUCGAAAGGUCUUGAAUUUUACUAGUGAUCUUGAAAAGUCCUUGAAUUUGGUUUAGGUCCUUGAAAAGUACUUAAUUUCUUUAUUACUUCUUGAAAAGUCCCUGAAAUUCACAACCUUGUCUAUGCCAGGCAACUUUUUUCUGUAAAAUUAGAUUAUUUUGCCAAGGAAAAUUUGGCUCAUCCUUGGUAUAACAACCUGUAAAACUCAUGGAUAGGGUAACUUAGAUAUUUUUGUGCAUAAACAAUAUUAUAUUGUAUUUCUGUUUCUUUCUUUCAAAUGCUAUUUCUGUACCUCAGAUGCAAUUGCAAGUCAUACCCAGUCAUUUUGCAAAGUCUUGUUGCAGAAAGUAGUAUAAAAUAACGUGAUCAAUGAAGGCCGAAGAAGUAAAAAUCAUGAAUGACUCCAUGACUUAUUUCAGCCAAUAGGGUGAUCAAAGGGGGUUAAAAAAUGCCGAUUUAUUAAAACUAUAAAUCUUAGUCCUUGAAAACUGUAAUUUGUCCUUGAAAAACCCUCCAAAAGUCCUUGAAAUUUGUGUGUCUGAAGAUGUACGUACCAUGUUCCAGACUAAUUUCAGCUUUUGGUGAGCUCUCUUUCAGCCACCCCUCAGCUACAGUCCUGAGUAUUAUUGUCAUACUGUACCACCUGGUCAAAAUAAAUCUUUUAAUUACGGGUGUACUGAUCCUUGUUUUUAUAGGUGCCAUUAUCCAAAUUUCAUGAGCUAAGGUACAAUGUGGCCUAUGUGUUAAAGGAGAUGGAAGAAGUUGAAAAGAAAAACAUACUGAAGAUUCAGGACUAACAUCAGGGCCGGAUAGAACCCACGUAUUUAGACUAGGCAGGUACUAUUAGUACUGCAAGUGAUUUAACUAUUAAUACUUGAAUUGGCUCCUAGCUUCAACCAAAUGCUACAUCAUCAUCAUCAUCAUCAUCAUCAUCAUCAUAUUGCCCUCUUCCCUUAAAAUCUAAUUUAACUUACAGUUAUUAAAAUAAGAAACUUUUCUUACAACUGCCUCACCUGCUCCCUCACCCAAAAGUACAGCUGUAACUUGGUCCUUCUGACAACAGUGCUGAAGAAUAGUGAUACACUGAGAAACUGAACUUAGAAUUUAGCAGUACUAGUUUUAAUGGUACUUGGUGGUGAAUUGGUGUGUUGAAAAUGAAUGAUAAAUCUGUACCAUUCAAAAAAAAUGUUUUUCUAUCUCCUAGAAGAUGCACUCUGGACACUGUUAUUAGUAUUUUACUGUUAAACUUUGUCUUCAAGUGAAAUAAGAACGGAAAUUGAGUUAAUGAAGUAGAAAGCAGAAAUUUGAAUAAUUAUAUUCAUGCCCAGGUCUGGUGCUGAUAUUUUGAGCAUUAUAUUUUAUGGGUUUUGAGGUCACAUCUUAAGAUGUUUUGUGUUAAUUAGGAUCUUACCUGCCCUUGGAACAUUUACUGGAAUUCUGGACACUUCUCUUCAAAAAAGAGAGUUGAAGUGCAGGGUGUACUGUAUUGUCUAUAGUAUAAGGUGUUAAAUGAAAAGCUAUUUCCGAAAAUGAUGAAGGUAAUGCAACGCUGCUUGGUGCAAAAACUGAAACGUUUUGAACACUUUUGGUAUAAAUUGUAUUAAUUUCAACUUUUCACUGUGAGAAAGAUUGCUUGCUGUCGCAAUGUGUGAUUUCUUUGGCAAGUUAAUUAUAACAUGAGAGACGAUUGUCAAACACGACCAUCAUUGCAUGUGCAUAGUUACAUCAUUACACCUCAUUGAGUCAUACACUUACACUUCUUACAUCUAUAAUAAUAUACAUGCUCAUUCAUAUGGUUAUAUGUGUUGUAUCAUGGGGGACAUUUUUAUCAUUUUGAAGAAAUUACUGUCCAAAGAAAAAACGCAUGGGGAAAUUUUUACUACUUUUUAGAAAUAUCCAAAGGAAAAAAACCGCAUGUACCAAGGUGGCUUAGUCUGAAAAUAGUGAUAGUAACGUUUGCUGUAGAAGAUAACCACCAAUAUUACAGUCAAGGCAGGUCCAGCGUACCCCCCAAGAUUCUAUUAAUGAAUUGAUUAUUUAUAAAUUAAAUGAACCCGUUAGUCAUUUUGGUAACUGGUUUUGAAUUCAAAUCGGCAUUCCUGCAUGCGUAACGAGCGGUGAUUAUU
Messenger RNA from Porites lobata, 5436 nucleotides. The record is from the annotation of a GenBank genome assembly. Lineage: Eukaryota; Metazoa; Cnidaria; Anthozoa; Scleractinia; Poritidae.